AUGUCUCAUCUGCACGUCAUUGUCGUCGGUGCCGGCCUAAGUGGGAUUGCAACAGCGAUCUCAUGCACCCUCGCGGGCCAUCGAGUAACAGUACUUGAAUCAGCAAAAGAGCUUGCAGAGACCGGGGCAGGCCUUCAAAUCACACCAAACUCCUCCCGGCUAUUGCGGGGUUGGGAUCUGGAGGAUUCUUUGUGGAGAAAUGCCGCGGAGCCAACUUAUCUGUCCGUACGCAGAUACUCAGAUGGCGCAACGUUAGCUAUGGGCAAGGCCUUUAACAAAAAUAUGCGUGAUAGAUAUGGAGCACCAUUUCUCGAUUUACAUCGAGUCGAUUUGCAACGUGCUCUUUAUAAUCGCGCAGUUUCUCUUGGUGUUAUAUUUGAAUUCAACCAAAAGGCAGAAUCCAUCGAUUUCGAUACUCCGGAGGUUACCACAGCGUCAGGGGCAAAGUUUCGCUCAGAUCUCAUUGUGGCCGCAGAUGGGCUUUGGUCUCGAUGUCGGGACUGCUUUGUGCCCGAAAAUGGGGCGCCUCUUCCAACUGGAGAUUUGGCGUAUAGAGUUGUCCUGUCAUUAGAUCAGAUUAAAGAUCCCGAGCUGCGAGAAUGGGUUAGCAACCCUUCGGUGAACUUCUGGAUCGGACCUAAAGCGCAUGCAGUGGCUUACUCACUAAGGGGAGGAGAAAUGUUUAACAUUGUCCUGCUUGUCCCCGACGAUCUCCCAGCUAGUGUUAGUCGUCAAUCAGGUUCUGUGGAAGAAAUGAAAGCCCUCUUCAGCGGCUGGGAUCCAGUUCUAUCGAAGUUCCUGGACAUAGUCCAGCAAGUUGAUAAGUGGAAAUUAAUGCACCGUCAAGAGUUGGUUUCCUGGGUUAGCGAUAAUGGCGAUGCAUGCCAUCCUAUGCUACCAUAUCUUGCACAAGGAGCCAACUCUGCCAUAGAGGAUGGGGCAGUUCUCGGAUAUCUACUGGGAAAGAUCGAAACAAAAAAGCAGAUUCCACAGGCAUUGAAGUUGUAUGAGCAGCUGCGCAAAGCCCGUGGAGAGACUAUAGCAAAAGAAACAUUUAAGCAGCGGCAGGCUUUCCAUAUGCCAGAUGGCCCUGAGCAAGAGGUUAGGGACGAAUUGUUCCUGUCACAACUCAAUAGUGGACCCACAGGAGACCCGUUCCCCAGUAGAUGGACUUGCCCACAAGUGCAGCCAUGGUUAUACGGUUAUGAUGCGUAUGCAGAAGUUGAAGAGGCGUUAAAAAGAGCACCAAUUCUGGAAGUUGAUGAUGAGAUAUCUUCACAGAGAGGACAUUCUACGAAAGAUAAAGUCUCUGUAAAAGAGGCAGUGUAG
Molecule: messenger RNA, 1329 nt
Organism: Venustampulla echinocandica
Lineage: Eukaryota; Fungi; Ascomycota; Leotiomycetes; Helotiales; Pleuroascaceae
Exons: 7
Coding region: 1-1329 (442 amino acids)
Biological process (GO): secondary metabolite biosynthetic process
Molecular function (GO): monooxygenase activity; FAD binding
Source: RefSeq, a predicted model, not a curated record